AUGUCAGCCAACGAAAACCUAUUUGGGUAUCUUACUGAAUUUGCACACAGUAGUCCCCUCGAGGAAUUGCUGAUUGGGGGGACAAAUUUUUCUGGAUUGCUGCCAACUUCAAUUGGGAAUCUUGAUUCCUUAAACGCCGAAACCUGCGAGGUUGGGAUAGUACCGGGAAGCCACUCGACCGGGGGCAACAAAAGUCACUCACACGAUCAAGUCACACACUUGAUUAUCGGAGGAAUCACUACUCUCAAGGAUGCAAAGAUAAACAAUGUAGAGAUUCCUUCAUCAAUAGCAAACUUGUCUAAGCUCACUCGCUUAGGACUCAGCAAUGGUAGCACUGGUAGUUUUGAUGUAGGAACCCUAUGUUUCCUACUUGGAAAGAUGUCAAAACUUACCGAAUUGUACCUUUUUGGAACGAAAAUAAGCGACGUAUUACCUCAGUCUCUUGGUAACCUGACCCAGAUAUCUGAGUUGAAACUUAACAACAAUAAGUUACUUGGUGAAAUCCCAUCUUGGCUUCUGAACCUCACCCGACUUACCAGCCUAGACCUUUCAGAAAAUCAAUUAUAUGGCAUGUUUCCAAGCUCAAUCUCUCAACUCAAGCACCUUGAAACUCUUGAUCUAGCUUCAAACAGCUUGAGUGGCAAAGCCAAGUUAGACAUCUUUCAAACUCUCCAAAUCCUUACUCGGUUGGAAUUGUCAGGAAACAAAUUGACUGUGCUCGCAACAAACAGUACCAAUGCUACUCAACCAAAAUUCAAUAGUACAGAUGAAUUAGAAGGGCUUGAUUUGGGUAAUAACAAUAUUCAUGGCCAAAUACCAACAUGGUUGUGGAACACGAGUAAAGAAACAAUGACAUAUAUCGACCUUCGUAGGAACUUUCUUACAGGAUUUGAGCAGCAUCCAGAUGCCAUUUCAUGGAUAUCACUAGUAUACCUAGAUUUUAGCUUUAACAGGCUGCAAGGACCACUCCCACUUCCACCACCAUCUAUUUUUUCUUAUACAGUCGCUUAUAAUUCACUAACCAAAGAAAUCCCACCAUCAUUCUGCCAACAUAGUGCUCUUUUUGUUCUAGACUUGUCUGAUAAUUAUUUAAGUGGGGCCAUCCCUCAAUGCUUGUUCAAUUCUACUAGUGAUUCUCUGUCAAUUCUCAGUCUGAGUAGCAACAAUUUUCAUGGUACUGUUCCCCAGAUGUUCAUGAGGGAGAUCAAGAUGAUUGACUUGAGUCAAAAUCAAUUGCAUGGGGGAUUCCAUGGUGCCAUUGAGAAUCCUAAAACCAAUUUGAAAUUUCCAAAGCUGCAGAUCAUUGACCUCUCUCACAUUGAUUUCUCCAGUACAUUGCCAUCACCAUCAGACGUCGAAAUUCCAGAAUCCCUUGGAAGUCUCCGUGGACUUCAAGCGCUAAACAUUUCCAAAAACAACCUCAUUGGCACUAUCCCGUCAUCCUUGGCCAAUUUGAGGGACCUGGAAUCUUUGGACCUAUCUAGAAACCUGCUUUCAGGAGAGAUCUCUCAACAGCUAACCCAACUCACUUUCCUUUCAGUCCUAAACGUUUCUCAUAACCAUCUCACGGGCCCCAUACCUCAAGAUGGUCAUAAUGAUGGGAUAUGGGAGUGGACUGAUAAUUGGGUUGGUUAUUGGGUAGAUGUUGACCACGAGCCACUAUGCCAUGAAGAUGAGAGAUCAGCCUUGCUGAAGUUCAAGCAUAGCUUUGACAUCAAGAAGUUUGCAUCUGGCGAUCCUUCUGCUUAUCCGAAGGUUGAGUCAUGGAAGCUUGAUGGAAAUGCUAGCGAUUGCUGCUCUUGGGAUGGUGUGGAGUGUGACCAUGACACUGGUCGUGUGAUUGGUCUCGACCUCAAUAGCAGCUUCCUCUUUGGUUCUAUCAACUCCAACAGCAGCCUCUUCAGCCUUGUUCACCUUCAAAGGCUGAACCUUGCUGACAAUCACUUCAAUUAUUCUCAAAUUCCGACCGGAAUUGAAAAUCUUUCAAGACUAGAGAGUCUCAACCUCUACAAUUCUUAUUUUUCUGGUCAGAUCCCUUCAGAAAUCUCCUCUCUUUCCCAAUUGACUUUCCUUGAUUUGUCCGGAUAUUUUGACUAUACUCCUGAAUAUCUUUUGAAACUUGAAAAACCUAGUCUGAGAGACCUAGUUCAAAAACUGACCAACCUGAAAGUACUUGUCCUCACUGGGGUGAACAUAUCUUCAACAGUUCCAGAAGCUUUAUCAAAUAUGACCUCUCUAACAAGUCUUGAUCUUCAGAGUUGUUUGUUGUAUGGUGAAUUCCCAAUGAGCAUUUUCCAUCUACCAAACCUCCGGAGUUUAGGCAUUUCACUCAAUGAAAACCUCAUUGGUUACCUUCCUGAAUUUCCACGCGGUAGUCCGCUUGAGGUAUUGCUCAUUGCGUGCACAAGGUUUUCCGGAGUGCUUCCAACUUCAAUUGGGAAUCUUGAUUCCUUAAACAAGUUAGACAUAGCAUUCUCCAUUUUGUAUGGGAGUCUUCCACCCUCGCUUGGCAAUCUAGCCCAGCUCACGUUUCUGGAUGUUUCUGGAAACUAUUUCCAGGGACAGAUUCCUUCAUCAAUUGCAAACUUAUCAAAACUCACUGAAUUAGGACUCGGCGAUGGUGCUUUUGAUGCAGGAACCCUAUCUUUCCUAUUUGAAAAACAAUCAAAACUCACCACAUUAUUCCUUGUUGGUACAACAAUAAAUGAUGUAUUGCCACAGUCUCUUGCAAACUUGACCGAGCUAUCCGUGUUAAUUCUUUACAGGAAUGAGUUACUUGGUGAAAUCCCAUCUUGGCUUCUAAACCUCACCCACUUAACCACUUUAGCCCUUACAGGAAAUCAAUUAUCCGGCAUGUUUCCAAGCUCAAUCUCUCAACUCAAUCAUCUUGAAAUUCUUGAUCUUUCUUCAAACAACUUGAGUGGUGAAGUCGAACUAGACAUCUUUCAAAAUCUUCGAAACCUUGCUGUAUUGCGAUUGUCCGAAAACAAAUUGUCGGUGCUAGUAACAAACAGUACAAAUGCUACUCUAGCAAAAUUCAUCGAUAUAGGAUUGGCAUCAUGCAACUUGAAGGAGUUCCCUGAUUUCUUGAGGUUCCAGGAUGAAUUACAAUCGCUUAAUAUGGCGGAUAACGGUCUUCAUGGCAAAAUACCAACUUGGUUGUGGAACACAAGUAAAGAAACAAUGAGAUAUAUCGACCUUUAUGGAAACUUUCUCACAGGAUUUGAGGCACAUCCAUAUGCCAUGCCGUGGAUAUCACUAAAAUCCCUAGAUUUCAGCUUUAACAGGUUUCAAGGACCACUCCCUCUUCCACCACCGUCUGUCUUUGCUUAUAGAGUCGCUGGUAAUUUACUAACCGGAGAAAUCCCAACAUCAUUCUGCCAAAAUAGAGAUCUUUUUGCGCUUGACUUGUCUGAUAAUUACUUAAGCGGGGCCAUUCCUCAAUGCUUGGCCAGUUCUAGCAGUGAUUCUCUGUUGCUGCUCAAUCUGAGUAGCAACAAUUUUCAUGGUACUAUUCCCCAUAUGUCCAUGAGGGUGAUAAGGGUGAUUGACUUAAGUCAAAAUCAAUUGCAUGGGGUGGUACCACGUUCAUUGGUUAAUUGUACAAGGCUUGAAAUUCUCCUUCUCGAAGAUAAUCAAAUCGAGGACACUUUUCCCUUUUGGUUGGGAACUCUUCCUGAGUUAAAAGUUCUUGUUCUCCGGUCUAACAGAUUCCAUGGUGCCAUUGAGAAUCUUCAAAUGAACAUGAAGUUUCAGAAGCUGCAAAUCAUUGACCUCUCUCAGAAUGGUUUCUCAGGUACAUUGCCAUCAGAGUUCUUCCAAAACUUGAAUGCAAUGAAAAUGGUCAAGAAAGGGAAUUCAACAUAUAUGAAGGUGUCGAAACCAGUAUUUACAAGGUUCAAAAAAAUUAUUUCCGGAUGGGAAUUUGCCUAUUCAGUAACAAUAUCUAUUAAAGGGACAAAAAGGUAUUUUGUGAUGAUCCAAAGUGUGUUUGUCGUUGUUGAUCUUUCAAGCAACAAAUUCAGCGGCGAAAUUCCAGAAUCCCUUGGAAGUCUCAGUGGACUACAAGUGCUAAACAUUUCCAACAACAACCUCACUGGAACCAUCCCGUCUUUCUUGGCAAAUUUGACGGACAUGGAAUCGCUGGAUCUAUCUCGAAACUUGCUUGCAGAAGAGAUCCCUCAGCAGUUAACCCAACUCACUUUCCUUUCAGUCCUAAACCUUUCUCAUAACCAUCUCACGGGUCCCAUACCUCGUGGCAAACAAUUUGAUACGUUUGACAAUAGUUCAUAUGGUGGGAAUAUGAGAUUGUGUGGUGUCCCUCUAACGAUGUUAUGUGGAAAUUCAAAAACUUCAACCCCACCAUCCCUGGCACACAGCUCGCAAGGCGAUGAUGAUCCAGAGGUUUCGAGGGGUAUUUACUGGAUGAUCAUAAUCAUGGGAUACGGAAGUGGGCUGAUAGUUGGGUUGGUUAUUGGGCAUGAGCUUACCACAAGGAUUGUGUGUGGUGUCCCUCUGUCAACAUCAUGUGAAAAUUCCAAGGCCUCACCGCUGUUGCACAGCUCGCAGGCCGAUGAUUCAGAGUUCCCGAGGGGUACUUACUGGAUGGAGGCUGCACUUGUAAUGUAUAAAACCGCCAAAAAGCAUAAGCUUUCUCAUCCAAGAUUGCGAAACGACGUCGUUUCCGCUAACGUCGUGAUGAUGUCAGCACAUUGUGCUCAUGGUUGUGUUCUGUACGUUGUAAGUCUUUUGCCGUGUGUUGACCGUUUCGUUAGAAGUUUGAGUGACAAGAGCGUUUUUGUGGGUGAUUAUUUCCAGUUUUUGUAA
Molecule: messenger RNA, 4827 nt
Organism: Rhododendron vialii
Lineage: Eukaryota; Viridiplantae; Streptophyta; Magnoliopsida; Ericales; Ericaceae
Product: receptor-like protein 7
Exons: 13
Coding region: 1-4827 (1608 amino acids)
Molecular function (GO): protein binding
Source: RefSeq, a predicted model, not a curated record